GGCUUUUAUUAGGAAAAUCGGGACUGUCCCGCGAAAAGCGUACUAGUUGGCGGAAUCUGACCAUGGAUGGGCAACCAGAGGACCUUGUCAUAAACAAAAGAUUUGUCACAGAAUCUGAAAUAGAAGAGCGAAAAAAGAAAAGACAGGAAGAAUGGGAAAAAGUACGAAAACCAGAGGAUCCAGAAGAGUGCCCAGAAGAAGUUUUUGAUCCACGUUCUCUAUAUGAAAGGCUUCAAGAGCAGAAGGACAAAAAGCAAGAGGAGUAUGAAGAGCAGUUUAAAUUUAAGAAUAUGGUAAGAGGUCUGGAUGAGGAUGAGACAAACUUUCUGGAUGAAGUUUCAAGAAAACAAGAAUUGAUAGAAAAACAAAGGAGGGAUGAAGAUAUGAAAGAAGUGAAUGAGUUUAGAAAUGCCCGUACAACAGCAGUUACAAAUGCAGACAUCAAGAAGAAAGAUUCUGAUAAGAAGCCAGUAACAAAAACUGUUGAUGUCAAGAAUAAGUUUUCUCAGUCGAAGCUGCUAGCAGGAGCAGUCAGGCACAGAAGUAAUUCUGAAAGCUCAAGUGCCAAGAAAUCAAAGUUAGAACUUGACAAUGAGAAGUUAAAAGGUGAGAGCCAUUCUAGCUCCAUUGGAGGCAGUACCUUGACUGGCUCUCAUCUGCAUUGCCCAUCAGCUUCUGUCUGCAUUGGAAUUUUGCCUGGCCUUGGGGCCUACUCGGGGAGCAGUGAUUCUGAGUCAAGCUCGGACAGUGAGGCAACAAUAAAUUCUGUGGGGAAGAUCGUCUCUUCUGUGUUUCGUUCAGGCACAUACCUUGAUGCUCCUUAAACCACAGCUAGUGACUGAAAAACAAUAAUUCAGAAAACAACACAUAGAAAUAUCCACUCACAAAAAAACUUGGACGGUUUUUCAGUACAGAGACUGCAAAGCAUUGCCUACUUUCCCCAACUACUUUGAUGCUUCAAACUUAAUAAAAGUAAAUUGGCAGUUGUAUGUGCAACCCAAAUAAAUUGGAAAUUUUCUAGAA
This is a messenger RNA of Xenopus laevis (African clawed frog), 1023 nucleotides long. RefSeq names its product proteasome activator subunit 3 interacting protein 1 S homeolog (gene psme3ip1.S). The transcript is spliced from 7 exons. The coding region runs from base 63 to 824 and encodes 253 amino acids. The record is from RefSeq and is marked provisional. Gene Ontology annotation, cellular component: nucleus. Lineage: Eukaryota; Metazoa; Chordata; Amphibia; Anura; Pipidae.